Messenger RNA from Sciurus carolinensis (gray squirrel), 1096 nucleotides. RefSeq names its product protein SGT1 homolog. The coding region runs from base 97 to 1083 and encodes 328 amino acids. The record is from RefSeq and is a predicted model, not a curated record. Lineage: Eukaryota; Metazoa; Chordata; Mammalia; Rodentia; Sciuridae. Gene Ontology annotation, biological process: protein stabilization. The transcript has a single exon. Gene Ontology annotation, molecular function: protein-folding chaperone binding.
GGUUGGUGUUUCUCCAGAAGUUUCCCCUUGGGCGGCGGCGGUCCUGAUAACCGCGGUAGUAGCAGCUCGGACAGCAGCGACAGUGACUGUUUAGGGAUGGCGGCGGCCACAGCAGGACCUGCAACUGCUCAGCGGUUUUUCCAGUGCUUCUCAGAUGCUUUGAUUGAAGAGGACCCCCAGGCGGCGUUAGAGGAGCUGACUAAGGCUUUGGAACAGAAACCAGAUGAUGCACAAUAUUAUUGUCAAAGAGCUUAUUGUCAUAUUCUCCUUGGAAAUUACUGUGAUGCUGUUGCUGAUCCAAAUAAUUCCACUGCUAUAAUGAGAAAAGGGAUAUGUGAAUACCAUGAAAAAAACUAUGCUGCUGCUCUAGAAACUUUUAUGGAAGGACAGAAAUUAGAUAGUGCAGGUGCUAAUUUCGUUGCCUGGAUUAAAAGGUGUCAAGAAGCUCUGAAUGGGUCAGAAUCUGAGGUGUCUGCAUCCCAGCGGACUCAAUCAAAAAUCAAGUAUGAUUGGUAUCAAACAGAAUCUCAAGUAAUCAUUACACUUAUGAUCAAGAAUGUUCAAAAGAAUGAUGUAAAUGUGGAAUUUUCAGAAAAAGAGUUGUCUGCUUUGGUGAAACUUCCUUCUGGAGAAGAUUACAAUUUGAAACUGAGAUUGCUUCAUCCUAUAAUACCAGAACAAAGUACGUUUAAAGUACUUUCAACAAAGAUUGAAAUUAAAAUGAAAAAGCCAGAGGCUGUGAGAUGGGAAAAGCUAGAGGGGCAAGGAGAUGUCCCUACAUCAAAACAGUUCAUAGCAGAUGUAAAGAACCUAUAUCCAUCUUCAUCUCAUUAUACAAGAAAUUGGGAUAAAUUGGUUGGUGAGAUCAAAGAAGAAGAAAAGAAUGAGAAGUUGGAGGGAGAUGCAGCUUUAAACAAACUGUUUCAACAAAUCUAUUCAGAUGGUUCUGAUGAAGUGAAACGUGCCAUGAACAAAUCAUUUAUGGAGUCUGGUGGUACAGUUUUGAGUACCAACUGGUCUGAUGUAGGUAAAAGGAAAGUUGAAAUCAAUCCUCCUGAUGAUAUGGAAUGGAAAAAGUACUAAAUAAAUUAAUUUG